Messenger RNA from Prionailurus viverrinus (fishing cat), 5084 nucleotides. It is a transcript of the gene LRRC3, whose product is annotated as leucine rich repeat containing 3. The coding region runs from base 292 to 1065 and encodes 257 amino acids. NCBI's taxonomy places the organism in Eukaryota, Metazoa, Chordata, Mammalia, Carnivora, Felidae. Gene Ontology annotation, molecular function: protein binding. The record is from RefSeq and is a predicted model, not a curated record. Gene Ontology annotation, cellular component: plasma membrane. The transcript has 2 exons.
GAGCCGCGCGCGUCCCGAGCGGCCGCAGAGGUGGGCGCAGGCCCGGGGUCGCCUCCGCACCGGGGUGUGGCUCGGGUCGGGCUCGAGCGGCCGGGAGCGUCGCGCAGAACGGUGUCCGGAGGCGGCCGCGCAGAACUGACAGAACCCCGCUUUCCCUGGCACGCGAGGAACGAGAGUUCAUGUGUGUGUCCGAUGGUCGCUUGCGCAGCGGCGGCCGGGGGAGUGGGGGAAAACGCAGCUCUGCGGCACUGAGUGAGCGGACGCUGUCGUGUGUCCCCGGGCGUGCUCAGCAUGGGCCCCGUGGGCAAGCAGAGCCCCUCAGCCCCACCGGGCCCCACGGGAGGGUCUUGCCUCCUCCUCCUCUUCUGCCUGCGCUUGGGCGCUUCCUGCCCACAGGGCUGCCAGUGCCCUGACCACGCCGGGGCCGUGGCCGUCCACUGCAGCGCGAGGGGCCUGCAGGAGAUCCCCAAGGACAUCCCUGCCGACGCCGUGCUCCUGAAGCUUGAUGCCAACAAGAUCGCCCACAUCCCCAACGGGGCCUUCCAGCACCUGAACCAGCUGAGAGAGCUGGACCUGUCCCAGAACACCAUCGAGACCAUCGGCCCCGCUGCCUUCUCGGGCCUGGCCGGGGGCCUGCGGCUGCUGGACCUGUCUCAUAACCGCAUCCGCAGGAUUCCCAAGGAUGCCCUGGGCAAGCUCAGCGCCAAGAUCCGCCUGUCCCACAACCCCCUGCACUGCGAGUGUGCGCUGCAGGAGGCGCUGUGGGAGCUGAAGCUGGACCCCGAGUCGGUGGACGAGAUCGCCUGCCACACGGCCGUGCGGGACGAGUACGUGGGCAAGCCGCUCAUCCAGGCGCUCGACUCCGGCGUCAGCUUCUGCAGCACCCACCACAAGACCACCGACGUGGCCAUGCUGGUCACCAUGUUCGGCUGGUUCGCCAUGGUGAUCACCUACGUCGUGUACUACGUGCGCCAGAACCAGGAGGACGCCAGGAAGCACCUGGAGUACCUGAAGUCCCUGCCCAGCGCCCCCGCGUCCAAGGACCCCGUCGGCCCCGCGCCCUAGUGCCCGCCGGCCGGAGCAGCGCGCUGCCCGCCUGUCCCCCAGCACUUUUGUAGAGGAUGGUGACUGACUCCUGCUUGCAAGACCCCUGAGCGGCGGGUCCCCACAGCCCUUCUGUGCAGCACCCCACCCUUCCAGAACCCUCUCUCGUGUUGUGUUUUAGUCACCACGCCGCCUUUCAAGUCCAACAUGUUACCGUCGGGCCCGCUUGACGAGCCAGGAAACCAAAGCUUGGAGAAACGGCAUCGCCCGCCACGACACAGUUGGGAAACGACCCAGUCGGGACUUAACACCGGGCCGCCUGUCGUGACGUUCCAUGUCCCUUGCACUCAGCUGGCCGCUUCCCUGUGGCGUCCGUAGGGUGUGAACAGCGUUCAGAGAAGAAUGGGCUCGCGCCCGGGAGCGUGAGGUCAGCCCGCAGGGGGUGGGGUGCGGACUGGUCUGUUGGAGGCAGAGUCCUACACCGCAGAACUGGGUUGCCUUGCCCCCGAGUAGCGGUUCCUGAGCACACCUGACCGCAGAACUCUUUCCAGAGCAAAGUAGUAGAGACCAGGUUUUUCUCGAGAGGUAAGUGAAAAAGCGUAGUUCAAACUAACCUUUGAACAGCUUUGUUUAUUCUCAGAAUGUUUGUUAAGAGUAACGUUUGUACUGAAAUUUCACUCCGGGGAGAGGGGGAAAAAUCGUAAAAAUCAAAACCCGAGAAAACCAUGGACAGAAGCCCGAAAAAGGUCCAGAGUGGAUCGUCAAGGAGGGCAGUGUCCGCAGCCAGACCGGUGCGUCCCUGCCCUCGGUCCCGCCACUGUCCGAGCCUGGUUUGGGGGAAGGCCCGUCAUCCUGGGUCGAUACUGUGCCUUGCUUUUCUGCUCACCGAUGCCUAAAGCAGGUCCUUCUCCAGGACAGGAGGACUGAGAUUUGGUGUCUCAAGGCCAGUCAACGGGAUGCUACCUUUCUCCAGCAACAGGAAGUCUGUCCCUUCCUCUCUCUGUCUCUCUGCCUCUCUCUCCACCUUUGCCACCAGGAAUCUCAAGCUAAUUCCUGUACAACUUUAUGUUCGGGGCAGACAUUACCUCCACCUGUGUAACUGUGAUCUGUCUUCCCAGUUUUAUUUUUUGAUGUCUUUUGUAUGAGUAUUUAUUUUUAAAUUGCUUCAAAUAUUUGGGGGGGGAGACAAAAUUGGGACACAUUGCUCAUGAACUUGAGGUAUAAAGGGUACAAGUUUCAUCGAGCAGAUGCUUGGAAAGGUUUAAAAUAGAGGGUGGUCUGUACUCGGAAAGCGUCACAUGAUCUGACAUGGGACACGAACACGGGAUCCUAUCUGAGUGUUGAUUCGGAGAUUCAGAUUCCCCGGCUGAGACCCAAAAGGCUCGUCCAAACGAGGUCAUGAUUUUUUCAGUUAUGGUGCAUUAAAAAGAAACAGCUGUCAGCUUCCAAAUACCCUCCCGCACCCAAACCCCCCACUUCUCUGCCCCCCGUCCAGAUCAGGUGUGCAGGGAUGGGGGGCAGGGCCCAGGGCCGCCUCCCGCAGCCUGACACUCCCAGGGACGAAGGUAGGUGCUGCUGCUGGCUGACCAGCCGGGCAGGGGCCCCACCCGCCCAGGGUGCAUGUGGUGGGGAGAGGGGGGCCACCACCCGAGGAGCUCACCACCUGUGGGUUUGCCCGAUGGAGGUGACCCGCUACAGGUGCGGGGGCGGCGUGCCGGGGUCCUGCGGGUACGCCUCCGUGCUGUGAGGGAGGCCUUGGCUUUGUGGGGGCCUGUCCCCUGCCAGGGAACUCGACAUUUCCUCUUACGCCAGAAUGAGCCCAGAGAGCCCGGAUUCCACCCAAACGCGGCUCUUCAGGGAGAGCGCGGGGCGUGGGGGCUCCUUCCCCCCUUGCCUUGUUGAGGACCCUGGACACACCAGAGGGUCCUCUCCCUCGUACCCUGAGCCAGGGUCCGGCUGCCAGGCCUUCCUGGCCUUUCCGGGACCUCGCCCUUCAGGGGGUGUCCCAGAGCGCACGCCUCCCUCCAAGGAAGACCACCGGGUCCCUAAACCCCGGGGCCACGAAGCUCCUUCCUGCUCGUGCGCUCCCCCCCUGGUCCCCGGGAGCCCUCUGCUCUCCCGGGCUACGAUCAUCGUCUCCCCUCUUUCCCCUCCCCUUGAGGGACCCCUUAACGACACCCUGCCAGGGCCCACCCCCUUCCUCGCUGCCACGUGUGAGUGCAUCCUGCUGGACGCCCCCAAGGGCCCCACGGCUGAGCGGCCCCAGCCCUGCACCAGUGGGCAUUUACUUCCGUCUUAAAUCUGCCGGGGCGGGGCAGGGUCUAGCUGGCCUCCCAGGGAGAAUCCGUGGCGACAGUGUCAGGUACGCGACAAAGGGGGUGUCUUGGCUGGCCAGUCUCAGGGGUAGUGGGGUCACAGCCUUAUGGAACGUGGGUGGCCCUUGGCUCUCACUGUGAUCCCCAAACAAGGGACCUUCAAAGCUCUUCAUGCACAUACACAUAUCCAGUCUGUGAAGCCCGUUUACCGUGGGAGGUAACGCAUCACAAGGUCUGGGGGUCAGGGCAGGGUGACUCCAGGGCUCCCCAUGGGACAGGAGGUUGGAGCAGCCACCCUAGCUCAGGGUGGUGGCGGGGCCGCCCUUCCUUCCCAUGGGGGUUGGUGGAAGGGGUCUGGCUUCUAGGGAGGCCUGAGGGCCAGAGGGGUGACGAGGGGCUGUGAGAGGCUCAUGGAACCCUUCGGGGAGCCUGGUCUCCCUGCCCAGCUGCUCUGGUUGGUCUGGGGGAGGCUUCCUGCUCCCUUGGUCCCCAGCCUCACCGUGGAUGUGCCUCGUGGAGCCCAGAGUCCCACCCCCAACCUGACCCUAGGAGGGGAUGCCUGAUAACUCGUGGCUUCCUGGUGCCCCAGCCUGCCUCCACCUUGGGCUUUGGGGUCGCUCCCUUGGGUGGCCCAGUGGUGGGGAUGGGCCAUCUGGACACUCGGGGGCCGUCCCUGGUGGGUGGGCUCCUGGGCAGAAGACCCCUGCGUGGAGGGCGCCCCCAGCUGGGCUCCAUGGGGAGGACAGGACGUGCACCGCCAGGGUUCCUGCGCGGCUGGGACUGGGGGCUCCUCUUGUAGGAGGAGCCCUGGAACCAGGGGCCACCUCCGCCAUGGGGCCCUAAGUCCCCAGGUUGACCUGCAGUGAGGGUGGAUGAUGGUUUUAAAUUGGACACGCGAUUGGGUAAACCCAGGUGUAUUUUCCUCUUUUUUUAAAAAUUUUAAAAAAUGUUCUUUAUUUAUUUUUGAGAGAGACAGAGUGCAAGCAGGGGAGGGGCAGAGAGAGGAGGGGACGCAGAAUCCAAAGCAGGCUCCCAGCACGGAGCCCGACGCGGGGCUGGAACCCACGAACCGUGAGAUCAGACCUGAGCCGAAGUCGGACGCUCAGCCGACCGAGCCACCCGGGCGCCCCUCGGGUGUGCUUUUCUUAAUGGAAGGUGGCUGCGGGCAGCAGGGGAGGGGAGUCAGGCGGUUGAGAGCAGGGGCUGCACAGCACAGCGCUUCUGGCUCCGCCCUGUGGCGUCUUGGAUUCUGCACGCGGUCUAAGGAGUGUGCAUGCAGACGCCCUUGUGCGGGGCUGCAGGGGGUCAGCUCCUCCCAGAGGGUCAGCAGAACGCUGGGGCAUCAGCCAAGUCGAGGCUGGGGUGCGAGGGCGUCUGAGCGGUGGAGCUGGGUCCCGGUCACGAGCACUGGAGAUGGCUCGGUGGGCGCUGUGUGCCGGCCUCAGCCCUGCCGGCUUUCCUGCACCUGCUCCCCGGGCUCCCUUGCCGCGGGUUCUCGACAGAUGCAUUUACAGGAGACGUUGACCCUGGACUGAGUUACCGGGGGAGAAGCCAGGGCUGCUUUGGCAGACUGUGGCCGAGAUGGAAUGUUCUGGAUUUGUGGCAGCUCCCGGCAAACUCAGGAGCCUGGCAUGGUUUCUGUAGUCCUCUUUCCCGGAAGCUGGGUCCAAAGUCUCACUGCCCUCCCCGCUGCCUCUGACCGUUCAAUAAACCCCUUUGUGCUUA